AUGCGCGUGUGUUUUGAUAACCUCUGCUUUGGAUCGUCACAGCGAACAGCUGGUGACGAUGAGCCGAGGGCCUUAGUGAACACAGGAGGAGGAGCGCUUACCGUGGCGCCUACAGUGAACGGCGAUAGACGUGCUUUAAACGAAACAUAUAGAGAGAUUGAAUUAAACGGGAUAAUGGGGACUCCUAGUGCAAUGAAUGCUGAUUCUGAAAAUUGCGUUGCUAAUGCAACCAUGGCAAACGAUAUGCAACCACUAAUUGAACGAAUUAGGGAAUUGGAGGCGUUGCUAAAGCAACGGGACCAGGAAAUGCUGGAACUGCGCUCGCAAUUAGACAAAUUGCAGAGCGUUUUCCCAUACCAGCAGUAUGCUAGAGGAUCGCGAGCUCCUAGGAAGCAAAGAGCACAGGGAAUCUCUGCUGAGCCACAAACUAGCUCCUCUCUGCAGGACUUGACUCACCAGACAUUCCCCACCUACGACAAGAGCGAAAAGUAA
Molecule: messenger RNA, 492 nt
Organism: Arctia plantaginis
Lineage: Eukaryota; Metazoa; Arthropoda; Insecta; Lepidoptera; Erebidae
Source: the annotation of a GenBank genome assembly